GGAAGACGUAAGAGAAGAGUGAAGUAAGAAAAGAGUGAAGAGUGAAGAGUGAAGUGUAAUAUUCGACAGGAACCUGCAACAAUAAGAGAGUUGUUGUAGAGUGAAGAAAGAAGAAAAAAAAGGAAGCACUAUCCUAUCCUAUCUCACCACUCACUCCAUUCAUUAUCAUGUUCCAACCACAACCCACACCAUUUUCACCCUUCUCUACAUAUGGAUUAAAUAUAUCUCCACAACCACAACCUCCUCCACCACUUCUGGAUUUCAACAAUUUCCAUCACAACCACAACCACAAUCACACCACUCACACCCACACCCACAAUCAUAACCACAACCACAACCAAAAUCAAAAUCAAAAUCUUAACAACCAUAACCUCAACCACAAUUCCGUUUCAAACACACAAUCACUGCUCCAACACCAACUCCAACACCAACAUCCGCACCCUCAAUCCCACUCUCAAUCUCAAUCUCAAUCGCACUCUCACCCUCACCCUCACGCUCAUCCUCACGCUCAUCCUCACCCUCACAACCACAGCCACACACUCACACACUCACACCCACAAUCUCACGCGCAACAACAACAGCAGCAGCAGCAACGCUCAAAUUCUUUAUCUCAUUCCUCUCCCUCGGCAUGUACACCACCAACAACGACAGCCAUCGUGGAUAAUCUGAACUCAAUUGUUGUUGCAACUCAACCAGGACAAGGUACGACGACGGGCCACGGACUGGGAAAUACCCUGCAACAAUUCCAACAACGGCAUCCGCAACAACCAAUUUUUAAUCCCAUCAAUAGUAGCCCUGCGAAUUCGAACCCAAAUCUUACGGGCACGAUCAACCUACCCCACAACACCAAUCCCAAUCCCAAUUCUUCUCUACCACCAUUAUUCGCACAUCACAAUCAGCAACAAUACAAAAUGGAGGACGGCGGCGUCAAUGGAGUUAAUGAUAUGGAAGCACAGGAAGCUUUAGCUAGAGAAUUUCAACCAGCGUUGGAGGGCCCAUUAGUGGGGGAAAAGAAGAGCAGCUUGGUGAUAGCUGAAGAAUAUGCAAAAGCUGACCCAAUAUAUGUUUCGAAAACUUCUGCAUUACCUCAGAAAUAUUCUCAUUAUCGACCGAUUCUUGGGGAUGGAAAUUGUGGAUGGCGGGCGGCGGGAUUCUCCUACUUUGAAACUUUACUGAGAAUGGGGAAUAGAAGUCAGGUAGAGGAUGAACUAGCAAGGAUAUUAUCGUUAAACAGUCUACUCACCACGGCUGGAGGAUUCGACGCGUGGAUCUUCGAGGACAUGGUGGAAGAAACGACCACCUUGUUGAGAGACAUGGGAGAUUUAAUGGAUACUUCUAUCCCAGCUGCUGAAUCCUUGAUCUUGGAUCGAUUCAACAACUCAGAAAUCUCGAACGCUAUCGUUUACCAUUUUCGAUUAUUGGCUAGCUCAUGGCUGAAAGCUAACCCUCAAAAUUACCAAGGCUUUAUACCAGACGGCGGUGGUAUCGAUCAAUAUCGAAAAGAAUGGUUAGAGCCGCCUAAUCAAGAAAUAGAUCAUCUUGGUAUGACUUUGCUCAUCGACAUUCUACUGAAACCUACCCGCUUCUCGGUUGAGAUUGUCUAUCUCGACCGCAGUGAGGGGACACAAGUCAACAGUCACAUGUUUCAAGCUGAAGAUUCAAAUGGUCAGCCCACCAACCCAGGAGGUCCCAUGAUAUACCUCCUAUAUCGACCUGGUCAUUACGAUAUCUUGUAUAAGGAUCUUGUACGGCAAAGUAUUGACAUGAGCUCAAAUAUUCAAGUCAAUCGAGCCACGAAUUUUACCCAUCAACACUCGACUGAAGCACACCCUCCUAUGAAUCCAUAUCAAACUAUGGAUCUCCUCCUCAGUAUCCCGGGUGUUAGUUUCGCAUCACCAUAUCCAAACUUUGGUACGCAAUAUCAAUCGCCGAUGUCUCAAGCAUUUGCACCUGCGCCAUCCACCGCCUUGUCACCUAUGUCACCUGCAGGAAACUCAGUCUCAACACCACAAUCCGCAACCUCAGUCACAAGUCUUCCCAAUCGUUCAACAUUUACUUCAAUCAAUACCCCUACCCCGAUUAUCGCCUCGCCACACCCAUUCAAAAAUACGCCAAUCUCCCUUCCUAUUCACACCCUACCCCCACCCAAUCCUCAUACUAUCCCAUCUCCUAUCUCAUUAGGUAUACCAGCAGCAAGUUUUCGCCCAAGCAAGUAUGAAUGGGCGAUAUCAGCCGAUUUACAAGAGGGACCCGUACCCAGUUUUCAAACUAGCACGUUUAAAAACAGUCAUUAUAAUACGGCGCAUUACAAUAAUCCGAAUUUUCAACCAGAAGAAUGGAUGCCAGAGGAAGACGGCUUAGGUGUGAGUAGCAAAGGAGGGGGAGGGGGAGGAUAUGGUGGAUGGGCAAGAAAGAGAAGUAGUUGAUAAGUGAGGUUAGGCACGGUUCAUGAAAUGGGGUUUGGGAGAGGGAAAAAAAUUAUGAUAUUAAUGAUGCAGGUAUUGGGGGUAAUUUUUUGUGUUCAUAUGUUUUAAAGGAGUUCCCGGGAACUUGAUUUGGGGGACUUUGCGAAAUGUGCAAAUUUAUAUCAUAUCAUAACAUGAUGAUUAUCUUUUUGUUGACUUGGGAAUCAAAUGAAAUGGAAUUUCUGAACAAUUUUUGAAUGUCUUUUA
Molecule: messenger RNA, 2672 nt
Organism: Botrytis cinerea B05.10
Lineage: Eukaryota; Fungi; Ascomycota; Leotiomycetes; Helotiales; Sclerotiniaceae
Exons: 4
Coding region: 168-2426 (752 amino acids)
Biological process (GO): protein K48-linked deubiquitination
Cellular component (GO): nucleus
Molecular function (GO): ubiquitin binding; cysteine-type deubiquitinase activity
Source: RefSeq, a predicted model, not a curated record